Carcharodon carcharias (great white shark) is the source of this 1192-nucleotide messenger RNA. Its product is annotated as gastrula zinc finger protein XlCGF71.1-like. The transcript has 3 exons. The record is from RefSeq and is a predicted model, not a curated record. Lineage: Eukaryota; Metazoa; Chordata; Chondrichthyes; Lamniformes; Lamnidae. Gene Ontology annotation, biological process: regulation of transcription by RNA polymerase II. Gene Ontology annotation, molecular function: DNA-binding transcription factor activity, RNA polymerase II-specific; RNA polymerase II cis-regulatory region sequence-specific DNA binding. Bases 348 to 1049 code for a protein of 233 amino acids.
GAAGCUGCUUAUAGCGGGUGAGUGAAUGUCGAGCGGAGCAAACUAACAGAGUUAGUGGGUGUGUGAGGAGGAAUGGAGCCAGCGGUGUGGGCAGGGAGGCUUCAUAAUGACACAGUGCAGGCCGCAGACCCGAAAUAACAAGGAUUUUGGAAGAGGAGGGGAAACUCAAGCCAAACAGCACAUCAACAUCUGAAAGUCACUUGAUUCCUCAGCUCCUUAAUAUCAUCAGCCUUUGAAUGGUAUUAGAAGGGGAGGAUUUACAGUCAGGAAACUGAAACCAAACAUCACAUCAGACUUUGAUGGAGUCGCCCAUUCUAUCGUAACCUGAAUAUCAUUGGAUUUUGAACAUGGAAGGAAAAAGCACUGUUCACAGUGGGGAGAAACCGAACACGUGUUCUGUGUAUGGACGAGGCUUCAGUCGAUCAUCUGACCUGUCAAAACACAAGCACAGUCACAACCGGGAGAAACCGUGGAAAUGUGGGGAUUGUGGGAAGAGAUUCAAUUACCGUUCCCUGCUGGAAAUUCAUCGGCGCAGUCACACUGGAGAGAAGCCAUUCACCUGUUCGAAGUGCUGGAAGGGAUUCACUCGGUUGUCCCACCUGUUGACUCACAAGCGAGUUCACACUGGGGAGAGACCUUUCACCUGCUCUGAGUGUGGGAAGGGAUUUACGGAUUCACUCAACCUGCUGACACACCAGCGAGUUCACACUGAGGAGAGACCUUUUAAAUGUCCAGACUGUGGGAAGUGCUGCAUAAGUUCUGGGAAUCUGAUGUCCCAUCAACGUCUUCACACUGACGAGAGACCGUUCAGGUGCUCACACUGUGGGAUCGGGUUCAGAUGGUCAUCUCACCUCACUGAACACCAGCGCAGUCACACUGGGGAGAGUCCAUUUACCUGCUCAGAAUGUGGGAAGGAAUUCACUCAGUCAUCCCACCUGCUGGCACACCAGCGAGUUCACACUGGGGAGAGACCAUUCACCUGUUCCGAGUGUGGGAAGGGAUUCACCCAGUCAUCCCAACUGCUGAGACACCAGCAGGUUCACAAGUAACUACAGUGAUUGGAUGUUGUUGUGAAAUUCCAUCCGGGACUAACCAUGUUCAUUUGGGGCUGUUUCUGCUGAUGUUAAUAAACUACAGCCCAGUUAUAGGGGUUGAUAUUCUGGAUAAAAGUCAAAUAAAUCAGCUUUGUGUU